AUGUGGACGCUGUCCGUGGUGCUGAACCCGCUGCUGUUUCUGCUUCUGUUCGGAUACUGCCCUUCAGUGACCAUCCGGCCAAAGGAAGGGUGGCAGGUAUACAGCUCAGCUCAGGAUGCAGAUGGGCGUUGUAUCUGCACAGUGGUGGCACCUGAACAGAAUCUGUGCUCCAGAGAUGCCAAAGGCAGACAGCUCCGCCAGCUCCUGGAGAAGGUGCAGAACAUGUCACAGUCAAUCGAGGUGCUGAACCUGCGGACGCAGAGGGACUUUCAGUAUAUCAUGAGAAUGGAGAGCCAGAUCAAAGGACUGCGGUCAAAGUUCCGACAGAUUGAAUCGGACAGGAAGACGCUGGUCAACAAAAACUUUCAGGAGCUAAAGGGAAAGAUGGAGUCCCUGCAGCCGCUGAUCCCUGUUCUGGAGCAGUACAAGACAGAUGCCAAGCUCAUCUCCCAGUUCAAAGAGGAGAUCAGGAACCUGUCUGGUGUGUUAAUGGGUAUCCAGGAGGAGAUGGGAGCCUAUGACUAUGAGGAGCUGCAACGGAGGGUUCUAAACCUGGAAAAUCGGCUCCGAAACUGUAUGAGCAAGCUCACAUGUGGCAAGCUAAUGAAGAUCACUGGGCCGCUGACAGUGAAGACUUCAGGAACCAGAUUUGGAGCCUGGAUGACUGACCCACAGGCGUCUCCCAAAGACAACAGGGUUUGGUAUAUGGACAGCUACACCAACAACAAGAUAGUAAAAGAGUAUAAAUCCAUUGAGGAUUUUGUGGAAGGAGUCGAGUCAAGAACCUACAACCUGCCUUUCAAAUGGGCCGGCACCAACCACGUGGUGUAUAACGGCUCUCUGUACUACAACAAGAUGCAGAGCAACAUCAUGGUGAGGUACAGCUUCGAGACGGGCCGUGUGGUCACUCAGAGAGCCCUGGAGUCAGCAGGCUUCCAUAACGUAUACCCCUACACCUGGGGAGGCUUCUCUGACAUUGACCUGAUGGCGGACGAGCUUGGCCUGUGGGCUGUGUACGCUACCAACCAGAAUGCUGGGAACAUCGUCAUCAGCCAGCUGAAUCCGGACACGCUCCAGAUCCUCAGCACGUGGAACACAGAAUACUCAAAGAGGAACGCCGGUGAGUCUUUUAUGAUCUGUGGGACGCUCUACAUCACUAACUCCCAUCUGACCGGCGCCAAGGUGUACUACGCUUACUCCACUAAAACCUCCACUUAUGAGUACACAGACAUUCCCUUUCAUAACCAGUACUUCCACAUGUCUAUGUUGGACUACAACGCCAGGGACCGCGCCCUCUACGGCUGGAACAACGGCCACCAGGUCCUGUUUAAUGUUACUCUUUUCCACAUCAUUAAAACUGAGGAUGACUCUUAA
Scomber japonicus (chub mackerel) is the source of this 1374-nucleotide messenger RNA. RefSeq names its product noelin-3-like. Gene Ontology annotation, biological process: signal transduction. The record is from RefSeq and is a predicted model, not a curated record. The coding region runs from base 1 to 1374 and encodes 457 amino acids. NCBI's taxonomy places the organism in Eukaryota, Metazoa, Chordata, Actinopteri, Scombriformes, Scombridae. The transcript is spliced from 6 exons.